UCCCCCUUCCCCCUUCAUCACAAAUUGGCCGUCCCUUUGUUCCACUCUCUCUCCCCCCUCUAUCCCCUCCUCUCCCACUGCCUCUACCGGCGUUAGCUUUUCCCGCCUCUUCACUACCAACUAUGAGCACCGCUGCUGCUGCACCUUCGACAUACGUCCAGCCUGUCCUCUCAACCGACGGCCGUCUCGGCCACUUGACAGAGGAGCAGACCGAGAAGCUGAAGCAGUUCUGGGUCCGCCUCUUUGAUAUCUUCGAUGGCAAGGCCCUCUUUGACCAGACCGCACCUUCGUCCUUCAAGGGCCAGGCCCGCGAGGAAGACAACGGCGAGAUUGCGCCCGCGCAGAAGUCGGGAUGGUUUGGGCGGGGCAAGUCUGCGUCGGAGAGCGGUAGCGCAAUCGUCGUCGCACCACAGUUUACGGGUCAGGACCUGUACAAGGCGUUCUGGAAGAUGAUCAUGAUGGACCACCCUGACUUGAUUGUCCUCAAGUUCAUCCGUGCCCGCAAGUGGGUGCUGGACGAUGCGCUGAAGAUGUUCCUGAACGCACUCAAGUGGCGCAUUGUCGAGCGUUUGAGCGAGCUCUCUGAGCUGUCAGAUGUAGAAUUGGAUGCCAAAUACCCAAAGUUCAUCGAGCAAAUGCGUAUCGGCAAGGGCUAUCUCCGGGGCGCCGACCCUCUGGGUCGCCCCAUGUCCGUUAUCAACACCCGUCUCCACCACAAGGCUGACCAGCCCGCAGAGACCCUCCACCGCUUUACUCUUUUUACUAUGGAAUGCGGCCGUAUGCUCCUCCCCGAUGAGGUGGAGACCGUCAUCGUUAUCUUUGACCUCUCGAACUUUGGUCUCGAUAACAUGGACUGGGGCUUUGUCCGCCUCUUUGUCCAGUGCUUCGAAUCCUACUACCCAGAAACCCUCGGCAUGUGUGUCGUCCACCGGGCGCCCUUUGUCUUUUGGGGUCUGUGGAAACUAAUCCAACCUCUACUCGAUCCUGUCGUCGCCUCCAAGUUUAUCUUCACACGCAACAACAGCGAGCUGCACAAGAUCAUCCCACGUGAACGUCUGCCGAUUGCGCAUUAUGAUGGACUGGACGAUUGGAAGUACGAGUAUAUCCCGGCACGCGAGGGCGAGGACGACUGUAUGAAGGAUGUGGUGAAGAAGGAGGAGCUAUUACAGGAGCGUCAGGCACUGGAGUCGAGGUUCGAUGCGGCGACGAGGUCGUGGAUCAAGGAAGGUGGUGGCAGGGGAUCGGAUGAGAGGGACGAGAUUGCGAAGGAGUUGAAGGAGCAGUAUACAAGAUUAAGUCCUUAUACCAGAGCUGUAAACUUGUAUCAGCGAUUGGGGGUUGCGGUCAAUGGACAAGUCAACUGGACGUAUAAUGUCAAGUCUGCGUAAGGAUGCGAUAAAAGUGGUUGCGAUGUAAAGGAAGAAUAAUGGAGUGGAGGGCUGCAUUUCGAAGAGAUAUCUGUAUAUACACGUAAUAAAGAUCAAUUCGUUCAAUGACGGGCUCUAGGGAGGGGUUUCUCUAUCAAGUAUGCAAAAGAGAAUGGGUGGUGGAUGGCACCGCAUGG
Gamsiella multidivaricata is the source of this 1564-nucleotide messenger RNA. Its product is annotated as CRAL-TRIO domain-containing protein. The coding region runs from base 123 to 1388 and encodes 421 amino acids. The record is from RefSeq and is a predicted model, not a curated record. The transcript is spliced from 3 exons. NCBI's taxonomy places the organism in Eukaryota, Fungi, Mortierellomycota, Mortierellomycetes, Mortierellales, Mortierellaceae.